AUGGCUGCGCAAUCUUUUGAAGAACCCAACAGCCCUCUUCAGGGCUUUCAAGAACGCGACGGCGCUGUGCUCGUAGAUGAAGAGCCGCACGUUUCUGUGGAGCAACUGAACACACUAAGUGGCGCUCCAGAAGCUCCACCAGCUCAUGAAGCGCAACUUCCCCGCCCCCAUAAAAGGGUGAAUCUCGAUGGUGCUUGCUUCCACGGCAUUGUAGAAGCAAGCCAGAGGGGCACUCAUAAUGUUAUUAGAUACCCUAUUCCAGGAGGGUCGCUGUGCUACACAUUUCAGCAUCUUCGCACUACUACGAAAGGCACGGUGGUAUACCGUUGCACAGGGUGUAAAAAAAACGGUCGCACAACUAGUAUAGCGGUAAGGAACGACAGCGAUCUAGUUGGAGACCCUGUGCAGCUUCCGCACGUGUGCAUCCCGUGGAAAAAUGCACAGGAACGGGUUAACCGUAUGGUAUAUAAGGUGAUGGGAGAUAAACUUGGAAAGUGCAGGAGAAUUUACAACUUAAUGUAA
Cooperia oncophora is the source of this 522-nucleotide messenger RNA. The record is from the annotation of a GenBank genome assembly. NCBI's taxonomy places the organism in Eukaryota, Metazoa, Nematoda, Chromadorea, Rhabditida, Trichostrongylidae.